Messenger RNA from Lodderomyces margitis, 1131 nucleotides. RefSeq names its product beta-1,3-glucan linked protein (gene PIR1). Gene Ontology annotation, molecular function: structural constituent of cell wall. Gene Ontology annotation, biological process: fungal-type cell wall organization. NCBI's taxonomy places the organism in Eukaryota, Fungi, Ascomycota, Pichiomycetes, Serinales, Debaryomycetaceae. The record is from RefSeq and is a predicted model, not a curated record. Gene Ontology annotation, cellular component: fungal-type cell wall. The transcript has a single exon. The coding region runs from base 1 to 1131 and encodes 376 amino acids.
AUGAAGUAUACUACAAUCGCUGCAUCUGCUACAUUCUUGACUACAGUUUUGUCUGCUACUGUUCCAUCGGCGCCAUGGACUAGUUUGACCCCAACAGCAUCAAUUCCAUCAGAUGCCACUACCGAUUACACAUCUAGUUUUGGUAUUCAAAUAGAAACUGUUGAGGCUGCUUCUGCUUUAUCAACCGAUUCAGCAGAUAAUCUCAGUAGCAAAUUGGAAACCGCUUCUGCUACCCUUAAAAGAAGAGAUGUUGUAAGUGCAUUGUCAGAUGGUCAACCAAAUGUUAGAUCUGGCUCAUACUCAAUCUUACCAACCUCAAAAUCAUCAGUUGCUCCAGUUGCUCAAAUUACUGAUGGUCAAAUCCAACACCAAACCAGUGCUACCGCUACUCCAGUUGCUCAAAUCACUGAUGGUCAAAUUCAACAUCAAACUACUGCCUCAGUUGUAAAUCAAAUUACUGAUGGUCAAAUCCAACAUCAAACUUCAACUGCUUCAACUGCUUCAGUUGUAAAUCAAAUCACUGAUGGUCAAAUCCAACACCAAACUACUGCCUCGGUUGUAAAUCAAAUUACUGAUGGUCAAAUCCAACAUCAAACUUCAGCUGCUUCAACUGCUUCAGUUGUAAAUCAAAUCACUGAUGGUCAAAUCCAACACCAAACUUCAACUACGGCAACUGCUUCAGCUGCUGCACAAAUUUCUGAUGGUCAAAUCCAACACCAAAACUCAACUGUUGCUGCUGAAUCAAAAGCUGCUGCUACCACUGCAUCCGAUGGUCAAGCACAAGAAUCUGGUGUUUCUACUGACUCCAGCUCCGACUCAUCCAUCUUACAAGCUUGCUCAUCAUCAAACAACCUCGUUAUGACAUUGGAAGACAGUGUCUUGACCGACUCAAAAGGAAGAAUUGGUGCUAUUGUUGCUAACAGACAAUUCCAAUUUGACGGUCCACCACCACAAUCCGGUUCAAUCUACGCUGCCGGAUGGUCGAUCUCCAACGAUGGUUACUUGACUUUGGGUGACUCAAAGGUGUUUUACCAAUGUUUGAGUGGUGAUUUCUACAACUUGUAUGAUGAAAAUGUUGCCGCCCAAUGUAACGCUGUCAAAUUGAAGAUCGUUGACUUUGUCGAUUGUUAA